GGGGCUCCCGAUCACCAGGACCACGGGUGUGUUCAUCAGGAUACUACAAUAAUCCACGCCGAAACAACUCAAGAGUGUUGUUGGAGACUGGAGACCGAAUUCGGUGGGAAUCCGUCGUCUCCGAAGCCGAUGCCGCGAUUGUUUAUCUAGCGAGCAGCGAACGUUCGAAGAUCGGAAAAUGAAAAAAAACUUUAGCCUCGUGGAGCCUCCGAGACAGACGACGCAGCCGACUUUCAGUCGAACGGAGGAUCCGCAAACGCUUCAGUUCAUCCACGUCGCUCGGAGCGCGAAGUUCACGCCUCCGUCCCUAGCCCGUUCUAGUCCGCGUGAACACAACACACUGUGAAAACCGAGAUGCCUUCCGAGCGAGCUCCAGGAGACGUCGUCGGGCUUUCAAGCGACAGCGAUACGGGAAAGGAGUCCGAUGAUCUUCUCAAGAUCGUUUCGUGGAAUAUCAACGGUCGGGAACAGAACAACCGAAACUACCGGACCGAGGAAAUCUGUUCCUUAGUCAAGCACUCGGUCGCUGCAGACAUUGUAAUGCUGCAAGAAGUUGUUCCACCAUCUUUGCGUCUCAUUGAGAAAAGGUGCUCCAAGGACUACCACCUCGUACAUUCACAUUCGGGCGAGGCCGAAGAUUUCACCGCGAUGUUAUUCCGCCGAGAACGAGUGAGCUUGAUGAAGCACGAAGUAUUCGAAUUCCCCAAGAGCGUCAUGGGCCGGAAGUUGCAGGCCGCGGAGGUGUCUUUCAAAAACGCGCAUAAAUUGUUCAUCUUCAACACGCAUCUCGAGAGUACAAGAAAAUUCUCGGAGACGCGGAGGGAACAACUGCAGGAAUGCUUCAGGAAGCUCAACAAGAUUCCUGACGAAUAUUCGGCGGUGCUAGCAGGCGAUCUCAAUCUUCGCGACAGGGAGCUCGACGGAAUAGGCGGGAUUCCCGCUGGUAUAUGUGAUGUCUGGGUGCACGAUGGUGCCAGACCGGAAUCGGAAUACACCUGGGACAUGGUCACCAACGACAAUGUACAGUGGAAUUCUCCAUCAAAACCUCGGUGUCGUUACGACCGCAUUUACUUCAAAGAAUCCCUGGCUCAACGCCGGGCAUUGAAGCCUGUAUAUUUCAGUUUCCUCGGUCUACAGCGGAUCACACCCCCACAAUGUUUCCCCAGCGAUCAUUGGGGACUACGCGCGCAUUUUAAGCUUCAAUGACGAUUCACGAUUCUGUGUUUCUGAAAGAAAGCCUCACCAUUCCACUACGCCGCGCAUACUACUGCAUUUAUACUACU
Molecule: messenger RNA, 1283 nt
Organism: Galendromus occidentalis (western predatory mite)
Lineage: Eukaryota; Metazoa; Arthropoda; Arachnida; Mesostigmata; Phytoseiidae
Product: tyrosyl-DNA phosphodiesterase 2
Exons: 8
Coding region: 355-1206 (283 amino acids)
Biological process (GO): double-strand break repair
Cellular component (GO): PML body; cytoplasm
Molecular function (GO): single-stranded DNA binding; 5'-tyrosyl-DNA phosphodiesterase activity
Source: RefSeq, a predicted model, not a curated record